GAGAAAUUCAAAUUAACUAAGAGAACACCGAUUGACCGACUGAUGGUGGUUACCUUCGAUUUUUGGGCGGAAAACAUCUGAAACAAACUUUGUCAUUAAAUUUCUUAUCUCCUCUGCAGUUGAUUAGGUUUGUGAGGUGAAAUGUCUAGCAGCUCAGACGUGAAGCCAUGCUCAUGGCAGAACAUGGCGCUGAGAAUAGUAGCCGGAACAGCAACGCACCCCUUGGAGCUGGCAAAAUUUUUAAUCCAAAUUGGACACGAACCCAUCGCACCGUACCCGACAAAGACUCUCUUUGGUCGGCCCACAUUAGCACUGCCCAAUGUGUUUCAAUACUUGAAGCACGUGAAACAGGUCGAUGGCAUGGCCGGCUGCUACCGAGGCCUGGUCCUCAAGCUCACUUCACAAGCUGUGUUCAGCUACACCCAACACUGCGCAGCCGAAGUUCUCAAAACUCAUGAAAUCUUAAUUAAUGAGCCUGUGCCAUCAAACAAGAAAGACGUUGCGCAGCAUGAGGACAAUAACGAAGACAGUGAGGAAGAGGAGGAGUACGAGGACGGCAUCUACGACGAGGAACUACCCAUGGCCGAGAGGAGAACCAGAUUUCUGAGAAACCUGGGCUUCAAACUGAGCUGCAAAACUGUAGCGAUCAUCGCCAGCCAGCCUUUCCAGGUGGCCACCUGCAGAGCUUUCGCACAGUUUGUCGGGCGAGAAACCAAGUACAAUGGAACGAUGGGCGCCAUCGUGUGCGUUUACCGCGAGAGCGGCUUCUUUGGCUUCUGGGCCGGCCUGACUCCAAGACUGCUCGGCGAAAUCACUGCGAUCACUUUGAGCUCGUCGCUCGUUUUCCUGGUGCGGUCCUACCUGUCGCAGGACAGAACUCUGAACAACCUAGUCUCGGCGGUGAUGGGCUUCCUAGCCUCUACGGUGUCAUACCCCUUCCACGUCGUGUCCAGUUGCAUGACCAUCAAGGGCUCCUCCCUGCGGGCAGCCGAGCCGCCCACCACGCCCUUCACGCAUACCAACUGGCUCGUCUGCAUGACGCGCCUCAGGGCCGAUGGCCAGUGGAUGAGGGGCUCUUCCCUGCUCUGGCGCUACUAUACCGGCCCCCAGGUCAUCAUUGGCAACAGGGCUGUCGCCCUGGAGCCAUUCAAAGCCGUCAAGUACUAAAAGGCUCGAUUUGUAUGUCUUACUGCCUCAGCCCUUAGUCGAGUAACUCUUGACAGGUCUUGAGUAAAUUUUAUUGAGCUUUUUCUUAAUGCUAUUUUAUGAUUUUUUUUUGUUUUGACAAAAAUCCGUGUAUUGUAAAGAAUAUGCGACAUUUUUUGUUAGUUUCCAAAUUAACAGACUCAGCAGACAGAGGCAGGCAGGAAGUUGUUAUAUUAAAACCGAAACAGAAAAGAAGAUCACUACUAGAAUCGCUCCUGUUAACUAGAUGUUCUGCGUUUGCUAGAAAAUUGUUUUCCAAGCAUUGUUAAGCGCAUGUUCAGUAUCUCGUAGCGCCUGUGUUUGACAAGAUUACAUUGUGAAGCACGUGUAUAUUUCAAUUUUAAGCAGGAACAAGUUGAACAUGGCACUUAUUGCAGUUGAAUAAAACUCAAUUUCAGAUUGCAUAAACAGAAA
Molecule: messenger RNA, 1620 nt
Organism: Cloeon dipterum
Lineage: Eukaryota; Metazoa; Arthropoda; Insecta; Ephemeroptera; Baetidae
Product: mitochondrial carrier homolog 2-like
Exons: 3
Coding region: 142-1167 (341 amino acids)
Source: RefSeq, a predicted model, not a curated record